Molecule: messenger RNA, 492 nt
Organism: Phytophthora infestans T30-4
Lineage: Eukaryota; Oomycota; Peronosporomycetes; Peronosporales; Peronosporaceae
Exons: 3
Coding region: 1-492 (163 amino acids)
Source: RefSeq, a predicted model, not a curated record
AUGGCGACACUUGACGUGCCCACCUUGCACUCCAGGCGUUCCUCCACGAAGACGCUCUCCAGGUCCGUCGCGAAUGGCUCAAAGUCCGGGAUGUUGCUCAGACGCAGCACCGACACCUUGACGGGGGCGAUCAAGGGUGACGACAUGACGCCGCGCUUCUCGUCACCCUCGCGAGAAUCGAAAUUUUGUUCAAAAGCGGCAAGGGAAAUGCCGAACGAGGGCUCGAUCACCGAGGGAACGAACUUUUCCUCGCUCACCAUCUUCUCCACCAACUUAGUGGCCACCAUCUCGUCCUCGAAAGCCUGGGCGCGUGGCACAUCAUCCUUCAAAGCCUCUAGCGCCUCGAGGAUCGCGGCCACAUCGGCCUUGAACGUUCGGCCAAUCUUGCCCUUAUUCGGCUUGAUCUCCACGAUCAGGCGCUUCUCGGGAUCGUCGAACUUCACGAGCGGUCGGCGUGGCCGGCGCACCCCACCCAGCCGGAGCUCAACUUGA